Molecule: messenger RNA, 1360 nt
Organism: Caenorhabditis sp. 36 PRJEB53466
Lineage: Eukaryota; Metazoa; Nematoda; Chromadorea; Rhabditida; Rhabditidae
Source: the annotation of a GenBank genome assembly
AUGGCCGCGAGCAUCGAAAUCGACGGAAGUGAAGAUCAUUUCGAAACUGUCGCCCAAGUGCUCCGCGAAGAUUUCGUCGGGCUCCGCGAGCUAGCCGAUGUGCAGCUCCGUUUCAAAGAUGGAUCCGUGCCAGUGCAUUCGGCUAUGCUCGCCGCGUUCUCUUCGAACUUCGCUCGGAAAUUCGUUGGCGGAAAACGCGGAGACGUGGAUUUGAGCUUCUUGAACAAGGAAAGUGCGGAGAAGGUUCUGGAUUACAUCUACAACGGACGGGUAAUUGGUUCCGCCGAAACGGGAAGAUAAUCAGUGAUCCAGGUUUCUCUGCGCUACGGAUCUCUUCAAAACGAUCUAGAAGCGAUCGCGUACUUCGGAGUCAGCAAGCUUCAGGAGGACGUUGAGAAAAUAAUGAUUGGGAUGGCGAAGCGAGGAAAGUGCGUGGACGUGCUCAACAUCGUCACCGCCAACCUCAAAUCGGUACUGUCCAUACAUAUCUUCAUAUCCUUCAAGGACCCGAUAAGUUCAGAUCCCGCACUCGCCGUCGACAAUGCUCGCGGCUUCCGAUCAGACCGUCUGUGAUUUGGUGGGCCUCCUCCACGACAUGUUCGUCACCAACUACCUGCCGUACGAGGAGAUUCUGAAGCUCUCCACGAACACGAUCGUCACAAUGCUUUCGGCGAGAAUCGAGGAUGACAAGAAGGUUCAGAUUAUCAACAUGGCGCUCAAAUGGUUGGUAUUUCGAAGGGGUGGGGCCGACCGAAACUAUAAUAUUGUAGGAUCUACGAACGUCGUCUCAGCGAUCGCAAAGCAUCGAACAUCUUGCGCGCGCUGACGAUCGGAUCGUUGACCUACUCGCAGCUCGUUCAGUUCCGCAACUCGCUCAUUCAAACGGCGGUGCCCGUGACAAUCGGAAGAUGCGUUCGUUUGAAGAAGGCGGACGACAACAUGGUGACUGACUUCCUUCCGUCACCCCUAUUCUCUUCUUUUUCAGUUUGACAUUGUCUUCUCUUACGCCGAGAACUCUGGCCAUCAGGUGCUCCACAAGUAAGUUCUUCUUGUUCUUCUUGUUCUCUGUAAGUUGGUCCGGUCAUGUUCAGACCGCUCACACCGACCACCCACUCGUUCUCCACUGUGCUCACCGAUCCGACGAUUCGCUUCGCUUCGCCGUCUGUCCCCUCGUCGUCGCACACUCGCUUCGAAGUUCCCACCUCUCGCCUCUCCAAUUCGUCCGAUUUCGGGUCCGCAUGCUCGUUGACACUUUGAGCAAUCAGUCUUCGUUUUCAGAAUCGAUGACUGCUCCACGGCGAUGUCGUUCGACAGCGACGAUCUGAAACGUCUUGGAUACGAAAAUCCGGCGAAGAAGUGA